Molecule: messenger RNA, 303 nt
Organism: Rotaria sordida
Lineage: Eukaryota; Metazoa; Rotifera; Eurotatoria; Philodinida; Philodinidae
Source: the annotation of a GenBank genome assembly
AUGAAGACAAUUAUUUUUUUCAUUAUUGGUGCAUUACUUUUCAUCGUUUCAACUUCGGAUGCUAAACGUUUAUUUUAUGAUAAUGAUAAUGAUAUGGAAUUAUCGGAUAAAAAAGCUCGAAUGUUUCUUCGUUCAAUGUUGAAUGAUGAUAGUGAUGAUGAUGCAGGAUCACUUGAUACUCGUGAAAGUGGCAAGAAAUGUGUUCCAUGUAAAUUUGGUAUUAAUCCUUGUUGUGCACCGAAUGUUUGCAUUAAGAAACGAUUCCGUCCAGAUGAAUGUAUGGAAAUUAAAACAGGCAAAUAA